This is a messenger RNA of Bathycoccus prasinos, 1197 nucleotides long. RefSeq lists its product with no specific name. The record is from RefSeq and is a predicted model, not a curated record. NCBI's taxonomy places the organism in Eukaryota, Viridiplantae, Chlorophyta, Mamiellophyceae, Mamiellales, Bathycoccaceae. The transcript has a single exon. The coding region runs from base 1 to 1197 and encodes 398 amino acids.
AUGGUGCUUGUAGUAAAAAACGACAUGGAAUCCCAGUCGCUGUUGAACGACCAAAAUCACCACGCGGCAAAUGACAUUACGGAAGGAAACAAAAAGAAAUCCACGCGAGGCUUCGUGAACUCGUUCCUCCACCAAUCUCGCAUCGCGACGAGCGGGUUCGUCAUGUUUGCCAUCUUAUCCUCCCUGAUUCUCGUCAGUUUCAACCAAGGGUACGGGUCUGUCAAAACGGACGGAGAAAGCAUUUUGGCCGCCUUGGGGAAGAAGAAAUCUUCAUCUGGUUUAGGCCACAAAUCGCACUCGCAUACCAACGCGCACGUCAUCGACGUCCCGUUCGCGGACGACAGCGACAAGCACAACAACAAAGCAUCGCACAACAAGAAAAACGGUGCAUCAUCGAAAAAGAAAAAACAAGAGGAAAACUGCGACCCAGCCGAGGCGGAUAUGGCGAAAGGUAUCUUCGCGUACCCGGAUCCGGCGUGUAUGAACGGCGAAACCGCCGGGUGUUCGGGAGAUCCAACCAGCGGGAACCCGAGCACGUGCCGCUUUUGCAACACGUUGAUGGCGCAAGUGAAAACGCCGACCUGGGCGACGUGUCCGCAAUCUGUCUGUAAGAAGCACGGGGUCAUGGGGUGCGAAGGAGACUCGGUCGAGGACUUGGAGUGGAAGUCGUACGUGGACGAUAUUCGCAAACACAACGCGCGCGUGGAACAAAUUGGCAUCACGAGCGCGUGCGAAGGGACGCCAGCCGAUCGAGAGUUGGGGAGGUUCAUGUUCCACGACGGUAAGUGUGGAGAGAAGUUGUUACCGGCGUGCGACGGAAACCAAGUGACGCAAUGCCGAUUUUGCUCGGCGGCGAAGAAAGCGAGCGCGGCGAGCAUGACGUGGCCGACGUGCCCGGACGUGGUCUGCGCCAGAUGGGGUAUCAAAAUGGAUCACUGCGAAAUGCCGCUGGCGAUGUACCAGUUGCCGACGAAAAGAACGGAAAAGAAUAGAAAGACGAACGAGUUCCCGGAACCGAGGGUGGACAACGUGAAAACGGAAAAGCUGCACAAAAAGACUUGGAAAGACGCCGAGGAUUUGAUCAGCAGCGAAGACGCGAACUCGUCGAACCGAGAUCACAUGCCGAGACCGUGGCGCAUGGGAGACGAUUACGCCGACAUGCAACGCGUGGCGAAGAACUUCAUCACGAAGAAUUAA